Messenger RNA from Nilaparvata lugens (brown planthopper), 1233 nucleotides. Its product is annotated as serine/arginine repetitive matrix protein 5-like. Bases 1 to 1233 code for a protein of 410 amino acids. The transcript has a single exon. The record is from RefSeq and is a predicted model, not a curated record. Lineage: Eukaryota; Metazoa; Arthropoda; Insecta; Hemiptera; Delphacidae.
AUGCAAUCAGUCAUUGAAACCACCGACCACAACCAAAUGCAGUCAAUCAUCCAAACCACAGACCACAACGAAAUGCAAUCAGUCAUUGAAACCACAGACCACAACCAAAUGCCACCAAUCAUCGAGGUCACAGACCACAACCAAAUGCAAUCAGUCAUCAAAAUCACAGACCACAACCAAAUGCAAUCAAUCAUCGAAACCACAGACCACAACCAAAUGCAAUCAGUCAUUGAAACCACAGACCACAUCCAAAUGCAAUCAGUCAUUGAAACCACCGACCACAACCAAAUGCAGUCAAUCAUCGAAACCACAGACCACAACGAAAUGCAAUCAGUCAUUGAAACCACAGACCACAACCAAAUGCCACCAAUCAUCGAGGCCACAGACCACAACCAAAUGCAAUCAGUCAUCAAAAUCACAGACCACAACCAAAUGCAAUCAAUCAUCGAAACCACAGACCACAACCAAAUGCAAUCAGUCAUUGAAACCACAGACCACAUCCAAAUGCAAUCAGUCAUUGAAACCACCGACCACAACCAAAUGCAGUCAAUCAUCGAAACCACAGACCACAACGAAAUGCAAUCAGUCAUUGAAACCACAGACCACAACCAAAUGCCACCAAUCAUCGAGGCCACAGACCACAACCAAAUGCAAUCAGUCAUCAAAAUCACAGACCACAACCAAAUGCAAUCAAUCAUCGAAACCACAGACCACAACCAAAUGCAAUCAGUCAUUGAAACCACAGACCACAUCCAAAUGCAAUCAGUCAUCAAAACCACAGACCACAACCAAUUGCAAUCAAACAUCAAAGCCACAGACCAUAACCAAAUGCAAUCAGUCAUUGAAACCACAGACCACAACCAAAUGCAAUCAGUCAUCAAAACCACAGACCACAACCAAAUGCAAUCAAACAUCAAAGCCACAUACCACAACCAAAUGCAAUCAAUCAUCGAAGCCACAGACCACAACCAAAUGCAAUCAAUCAUCGAAAUACAGACCACAACCAAAUGCAAUCAGUCAUUGAAAUCACAGUCCACCAAAAAAUGCAAUCAGUCAUUGCAGCCACAGACCAUAACCAAAUGCAAUCAGUCAUCAAAACCACAGACCACAACCAAAUGCAAUCAAUCAUCAAAGCCACAGACCACUAUCAAAUGGAAUCAAUCAUCAAAGCCACAGAUCACAAACAAAUGCAUUCAGUCAUCGAAACCACAGACCAUAUCCAAAUGCAAUUAG